AUGGAAAGUAACGCGGAUCUAGAAGAAGUUCAAAUCAACGUUAAUGGAACAAACUGUCCUUACGCUAAAUCGAUAGAACAGAAUUUUUCUAGUCCAAUACACAGUCAUUCUCUUUUUUGCACAGAAGCUCCCACUGUGUCACUUGAAACAUCAAAUGAUUUGUCUAAUUCACCUACCAUUCUGUCAAGCUCUACUGUAACUAAAUACCUUCACUCCGUGUUACAAAAGAAUCGAGCUGUUAAUGAACAAAACUAUGGGAUACUAGUUGAAGCUCUUCGAUUAAUUGCAGAAAUUUUAAUCUGGGGUGAUCAAAAUGAUAGUUCGGUUAUGGACUUUUUUCUUGAAAAGAAUAUUCUCGAAUACUUUUUGCAGUAUAUGAAACAAGAUUUAAGUCGAAGAAUAUGUGUUCAGUUACUACAAACUUUAAAUAUUUUAUUUGAAAAUAUAACAAAUCAAACAGCUAUCUAUUACCUUUUGUCAAACAAUCAUACAAAUGCUAUUAUUACGCAUCGUUUUGAUUUCACCGACGAAGAAGUGAUGGCUUAUUAUAUUUCCUUUCUAAAAAUAUUAUCCUUUCGUCUCAACGUAAAUACCAUCAGCUUUUUCUACAUUGAGUCUCGUCGAGAGUUUGAUUUAUAUGUUGAAGCGAUUAAAUUGUUCGCCCACCCAGAGGGUAUGGUUCGUAUCGCUGUACGUACUAUCACUUUAAAUGUACAUAAAGUUAAAGAUGAAGCUGCUUUGGAGUUUAUUCACCAUCAGACUUCAUUAAUUUACUUCUCACAUCUUGUAUGGUCAAUAGGUAAUACAAUAUUAGAUAUUGAUUGUCAUAAGUGUCAAACUAAGUUGAAAGAUUUAGUUGCAGAACAUAUUGAUCAUUUACACUACAUAGAUGACUUGUUGUCAUUGGGUAUAGAAGGCUUAAAUGAAGUACUGUGUGACCAGUUACUGAGAAGAUUAUUUAUACCAUUACAUAUCUACUCACUAUUUAAGCAAUACAAAUCGGAUGCAACAGCAAAUCUAGGGACAGUUCGUAGACCUCGUCUAUCCUAUUCAGUGACAGUGUUUACAUUAAUUCAUGUCUAUUUAUUUCUACGUGAUACUCGACUAAUUUGUUUACUUACGGAAGCUAUCUUAAUUGGCGAUCUCACAUUGCCUGGUUUAAUAAUACCUUGUAAUAUAUCAUGUUCCAAUUCACAAAUUGUCUUCAAUGACUCCACAUUUCAGGAUUGUUCUGUAAGUUUUCAAAAAAAUUUAAAUUACGACGAGACUGAUGAUGAUCCAGCAAUGAUCAUUGCUAAAACGUUAAUUGCUGCCACUGUAUCUUUACGAGCUUCUGACCAAGCAUUACCUGGGCAAAGAUUAACUACCUACUUAAUACAUUCAGUGACAUCUAAAAAUCCAUUGAUAUUUUCUCAGCCUAGUGAAUCAUUAGAACAUGGAUUAACUCAAGCGAAAGGUGUAACACCGACAUUGAUGUCUGUUCUAUGGCCACCCAAUAUGGCUCCACUAAAACUAGUGGAGAAGAAUGCAGAAACUUACGUUCAGUCAUCCAUUUCUUCAAAUCCAUGUGAAAAGCGCUCAUCUGAUCUAUCACCAGGCGAUUCACAAAUACAAUCUCCUAACAGCUGUACAGAUUCGUAUGUAUCUUCUCUUGAAAAAUCCCCAGUUAAAAUUGAAGAUUCAUCAUCUAAUUCAUCAGUCGUUUUUGAACAAAAUAAUAAAACAAUCGAUGCUGACUUAUCAAAUCUAUCUGGCCGUGUUUUUUUAAGAUCUUUAUUUCGUUCUUUGGAAAUCGGUUCCGGUUCAGACCAAGAUGCUAUAUUCUCUAUUCUCCUUUUAUUCGCUAUAAAAUCAAAUAAAGGUGUUGAUUCGGCUACUUUGAAACUUGCCCAAUUGAACGGUCCCGAUAUAAAAAAUGAACCAUCAUAUAAUUAUACACUUGUCACAAAGCUUAUUGAAUUAAUUGGUGACGCAUGUAAAGCUGAAAGUCGUAUUCGUUUAAUAACUGUCCGAAUGGCUAUUCGUUUGCUAACAGACUUAGUAUAUAGCGUCAAUUGUGGUUGUCAAUUAUCCGAUCAACAUUUCGCUGAAAUUAUUAAUGCUCGCGAAGAAGCGAUGCUUGUAUUAAGGAAUUAUUUUGAGAUUAGUGCAAUAUUUCUAGACCUGUUUGAAAAUGAAUUACGUCGUAUUCAGUCAGCACUUCCUCUGCUAUCUACAUUAGCUACAGAUGCUCGUCUGUUAAUACAACCAUAUUCAUCAUUCUUGGAGCAAUCAGACGAGAAAACGAAAAAUACUACUAAUGCUACUAUUAGUAGUAAUAAGAUGCAAAUGUUGACAUGUGAUGAUAUGGAUUUAAUCUAUAGAUUACCGAAUAAUGAACGUGAGCAUAUUCAACGUGCAAUCGGGAUCUAUCUUAUUGUACAUAUUUGGUUAGAAAGAAUGCUGACUUUAAAAAUGAAUGUUACCUCAUAUCAAGAUGUUAUUGUCGAUGCUGAUAACAUUUGUUUAUCAGUUGAGAAUUCGGAGAUAUUUCCAAAUGAUUUGUUUUCCAAUCUUGUUGGUAUACCUGGAUUAGGAGGAUUUUGUAGUAUACCAGAUCCUAAAACAACUUCACCUUCAUUAAAGACAGGAGAUAGACUAGAUCUAUUCUCUGAAACACUGAUUGGAUGUACAGUGGAAUGUUCUGGCAUUCAUGAAAAACGUUUUAUAGUUAGUUGUGGUCAGCAGUUGGUUCUGGUAAAACCUGACUCAAAACAACUUGGUUGGGGUGUCAUAACAUUUAUUGGACCACUACAAGAUCGGUUAUUCACUAUUAAACUAAUUUUUGCAAUAAUGUUGAUGGAGAGUUCCUGAACCAGAAUAGAGCAACUGUUCAGUGCUACUUGAUGUUCACCAACUCCCAGGUUGAUAAUAAUCGACAAUGUAAACCAGUUUUUAUAAUAAACUAAUCUACAAAACCUGUUCAACUAAGUCUUUAAUAAUGUUACUACAACAUAACAAGGAUUUUCCUCAGUCUAAUGUGCACUUUAUCUAAAAUUGGUUUCUAGAUAAAUCAAACAAGAUGAUUUCACAGUUCUAAUGUUUUGUUUUAUUUCGGUUUCUAAUUUAUUGCAUAAAUAGGAUUUGGAAUCUCAUUGUGAUCCAGCUGAUAGUCGUUGUCUUCAUGUGACCAUUCAUGCACCUGGUCAUUUAACCUGUCAAAAUUCUAGUCCUGGACGAUUGUUCAGUAAUAUUAAUAAUACUAAUAGUAAAUCGCCGAUUAUGGUUGCAAAGUUUCUAUUUGAAGAUCAUAUACGUUGUAUGACAGCUCGGCAAUUAUUGUCCCGUGGUAAAACAGUCGUUGAACAAACGAAACUACGGAAGAUCGCAUCUUUGCUUGACUUCCCACCUCAAUUUAUACGCGAAAAGUUUUUAGCUAACAACACAAGUACUGGUUAUAACAGUGGCAUUAUUGGUAGUAAAAAUUAUAUGUGUAAUAACCAACACACAAUGAUUGUCAACAACCGUUUUGAUCCGGCAAAUACACGUGGUAUGCACUUAAAUACUAGCAGUAGUAGUGUUAAACGAAUCGGUACAAAUGUAAUAACUGGAACGAAAAGAGCUGAACAAUCACCGCCUGUGCAAAUAAGAAAGUUUAUAAAUGACAAUCACAAUAAUAAUACUAAAAACGAUAGCAGCGGUAAGACUGGUGAAAGUGUACGCCCAGGUGAUUGUCUAUUUGAUCAGCAAGGUAAUGUGAAUACAUCUGGUUGUUUACAUGAUACACAUGGAACUGACGCGUCAUCGUUAGUGGCACCAUUAGUUUGUUUGGCUAAUUCAAAUACUUCAACAAUGUCAAUGACUAAAGCAAUAGAGUCAACUGAAUCAACGAGUACUCUUGGUGAACCAGUUGUAAAAUCUAAUCUACUGCAAACUUUUACCAUCAUUAAAACACCUAACAGUAGAACAAUGAAUCAACAAGAAAUUUCUCAAUUAACAACGUCGUCUUCUGUUCACAAAACAGUAAGUGAUGGAAAGAGAAUUAAUAAGAAGAAGGAAGACAAGCAGCAGUGGUCACAGCUACAUGAGGAUGAGGACGAACAGAUUGUCGAUGAAAAGAAAAAACUUAUCAAUUUAUCUGAAGCGUUUUCCAAUUUAAAAUCAGAUAUGUUUACAAAUGACUAUUCAAGUGGAAAUAAACAAGCUGAACACCAUUGCUUAUCUUCCGAAUCCAAACAGUCAAACUAUUCAUCAGGUGAUAUUUCCGAUGUAUAAAAAUGAGAGAGACAGGGAGUAUAGAGAACUGAGAAUUUUUAUCUUAACGUUUUUGUUUGAUUACGACAAUGGUUGUUAUAAUACUUUGUAAAUACUCGUUUAAAACCGGACGAACAGAUUAAUGGGGAGCGAAUACAAUGCAUCUAUCAAUCUAUCUAUUUAAGCAUAUACGUAUAUGUAAACGAACACUAUCUGCUAAAAGAACCAUUUACGUAACCUACUUGAAAGUUGUUCGUAUCUUUCAAGUUUCUGUCUUUCAGUACUUCAUUUCUAUUUAAACUUUCCUCUUUGUUGCUGAGUAAGCACGACAGAAUGAUUGAAAUUAUGAAUGCUCAUGUUUUUGUAUACAUAUGUGUAACUCACUAUCAUUACUACUACUACUACUACUACUACUACUACUACUACUACUACUACUACUACUACUACUACUACUACUACUACUAUUACUGGUAAGUAGUGAUAGCGUAGCGGUACCAAUAUGCAAUAUUAGUCCUUUCUUUAAAUAUAAAUUGAGACAAAUACAUUCAUUAUUAUUUGUUUUAAAUGUAUUUAAGAUUCAUAUUUUCAAGAAGAAAGAAUAAAUGUUUAUGUCAUUAUUUAGAUGUUUGUAAUAUUUUUGUUAUCACUAACAUCGGUAGUAGUUAAUAAUCAUUAAUUAUUUUUCUCCCUCC
This is a messenger RNA of Schistosoma spindalis, 4925 nucleotides long. Lineage: Eukaryota; Metazoa; Platyhelminthes; Trematoda; Strigeidida; Schistosomatidae. The record is from the annotation of a GenBank genome assembly.